Messenger RNA from Schizophyllum commune H4-8, 2108 nucleotides. RefSeq lists its product as uncharacterized. Bases 55 to 2052 code for a protein of 665 amino acids. The record is from RefSeq and is a predicted model, not a curated record. NCBI's taxonomy places the organism in Eukaryota, Fungi, Basidiomycota, Agaricomycetes, Agaricales, Schizophyllaceae. Gene Ontology annotation, molecular function: protein binding. The transcript has 10 exons.
CCGCCUUUCAUCACUUCACGGGCGUCGGCUUCCGACGUGUCAGCUAUUCCAAACAUGUCCACUGUACAGAACUCGUCCGCUAUAUCCCUUGAUGCAUCUGUCGACGCGCCUCACGACCCAUCCGAGCCCCUAGACGAUGCGCCAACAAGCAGGCCCAUACGCAAGAAGCGCAAGGUCGCAGGGGAGAAGGUCGCGACCGCCAACCAGCAAUUUACCAAGCCGUCGAGGACUAGAAAGAAAGGGAAGCUUGCGGCGCUGCCCGAGAUGCCGCUCGACGUCCUGUACGAGAUAUUCAGCAACAUGCACCCCCUCGACCUACUACACGUAUCGCAGACGACGAAGAUGCUCCGCGGCGUGCUCAUGAGCCGGUCAUCCGCUUGGAUCUGGAAGGAGAGCUACGCCCGUGCGACUCCCGCCUUGCCCCCCGUUCCCGCGGAUCUGAAUAUACCGCAAUUCGUGAGACUAGCGUACGAUAGAACAUGCCAUUACUGCGGUGCUUCCGGCGCCAGGGUAGUCGUCUGGGCGAUCCGCGCGCGGACGUGCAAGAAGUGUUUAGUCAAAGAUAACCUAUUCAUUGAGGAAGUCGCUACCUGGCGUCGCUUUCCGAGCUUCAAGAGCUGGAACUACCAAAUCGGCCAAUUCAUCCCUCGCGUCAAGACAGGGUUGACGCGACGAUCUCGAUACCGUUACCCGAAAGCCUCCAUCGACGCAUUUGCCGCCGCGUUCGCGGCUGAUGGGGUGGAGGAGAUGGACGAAGACCAGGAGAGAGCGUGGUUGGAGCCGAGGGCAAAGCAGUUUGCGGCGAUUGAUCAGCAUGCGUCAAUUUGCGAAGAAUGGGACGAAGAGCGCCAAAUAGACCGAUCCUGGGAGCUACAGGCCAUACGUAACGAGAGAAAAAAGAAUAUUUUCCAACGAUUAACCGAGCUGGGAUGGGCAGAAGAAAUUGAGAAGUCGGGGUACAAGCUCUGCGCGCACAAGCUUGUCCAUAAGGCGCAGCCUCUGUCAGAGAAGGUCUGGAACAACGUGAAAGACACGCUCCUUGUGCACAUCGCCGAACUACGGACCGAGCGCAUUGCUGAGGAGAAAGAGGACGCUAUACUCGAUCGAUGCCGAGGGCUGGCGAAAGCCUACGACGAAUUCCUACGCACCAAGCCAUUCACUGCCAUCCUCCCCACCGUGGGGGAUAUCUACGCCCUUCACGAGUUUGCGGAAUUGAUUGAUGAGACGCACUACGAAGAGGAAAUUCCACAGGCCACGUAUCGCGCGCUCCUCGACGCGCUUCCCAAUUCUUACUUCGAGACCUGGCGCGAGAACUGCGAUGCCGCCCUCGUGAACGUGCUCAACUCCAUCCCACGCGAAGGCGCGCCCGCUACGAGGGCCGACCUGCGGCUCGCGACCACCGCCUUUGUCACCCCCGACGGAUACUUCUCCCCUCUGACGCAGGGCUACCCGCAUAUCCUCGCGUCGGACAGGUUAACCGAUGGCCGUUUAUUCGGCGACCGUCGCCAAAUGGCGCUGAGGCAGCGCCCGUGGACAGCCACCGGGAUUCGAGUGGCGGUCAGGUAUCGCGCGCGGGCGGAGGCCGUCAUCGCCCUUGCGGGCCUGGACCCGAAGACGGCGACGGGAGACGAGAUGGACGCGCUUGACCCGUGGUUUUUGUGGCCGGCCGAUCGGCGCGACUAUCCAUUAUGCCCCAGCCAGCCGCGGGCUGUCAACUGGCGCGGCGCUUGCUCCUGCAAUGAGGAAACCGAGAAUGCCACCAUCCCUGCCUUCGAGCUUUUGGGCAGCGAGGACACCGAGCGCGUGCGCGCGCGCUUUUUGCUGUCGAUCGACCAAUGGGCGCGAAGCAUACAGUGCGCGCAUUGCGAGCUGCGUAUGCUUGGGAUGAACCAGUGCAAGGAACACCUCAAGGAAGUGCAUUCGAUCUAUCAAAUAACGCAAGCGGACUACAUCAAAGGUCCCUCCGAGCCUGUGAGCACUGCUUCAUUUGCAUGGCCCUUGAAGGACGAGGACGACAGAGAGGAUGAUUUCCUCGAUGAGUAUGAUUGGUAAUGAUAAUUAGUGUACAACAAUCAAAUAGAAAUAAAUCAUGGACAGCUUUCCCCGUC